AUGGCUACUGUUCUCAAUUUCUCAGGCAAAACACCAAGUCAGAGAAUGUGCCUCAAACCAAUGGCAGGGCCAGCCAUUAGUUCCAUGGCCAUUAAAAGAACAUGCCAAUUUGAGCAGAACAAAAGAGAUGCUCUGCAACAUUGCAUCUACGUGAAAAGGAAGGCAGAAAAUAAACAGUUAAAUGACCACAGGCUCUUUCCUGUCAUGGCAGCAGUACAGAGAAGCUCAGGCAUAUAUCCAAGUUCUCCUUCCCCAUCAGACACAAUCAAGAAAUUCUACAAAUGCAUCAACGAGAAAAACUUAAAGCAACUAGGAGAUUACAUCUCAGAAGACUGCUACAUUGAAGAAUGCUCUUUUAACACACCAUUACAAGGCAAAAAGGAGGUAAUGAAUUUUUUUGAACAGCUGAUUACAGGCAUGGGUCAAAAUGUCAAGUUCUGCAUACAACGCGUGUGCGAAGGAGAUGAGCUUAUAGGAGCAGCAAACUGGCACAUGGAAUGGAAAGACAAACAGAUCCCCUACACCCGAGGCUGCAGCUUCUUUGAAUUCUCCAAAAAGGGGGAAAAAAUAAUACUCAAGAAAGCCCAAAUUGUCAUUGAAUCACCAAUCAAACCAGGAACUGUAGUGCUGAGUCUGUUAAAGACAGUGACUGCACUCUUCGAUGGUUUCCCAAAAACCACUGAUUGGUUUCUAAAGAGUCCUCAUAUCGUUUUUCAAUGGUUAUGGAAGAUAUACACAAUACUUUUCGCACCAAUUGUAGACAGCUACUUAAGGCUUUGGAGCCUUGCAGCUCGACUGCUCAGCUAUGCAUACUACAUUGUGCUUUACAUUGCAAAGUUCUUCUUCAAGUAG
This is a messenger RNA of Prunus armeniaca (apricot), 852 nucleotides long. The record is from the annotation of a GenBank genome assembly. NCBI's taxonomy places the organism in Eukaryota, Viridiplantae, Streptophyta, Magnoliopsida, Rosales, Rosaceae.